AUGGCUGUUCCACAAGCAUCGAAAACGCCUGAGGACUACACUUUCGCGUUGGCAGACCUCCCACAAGACCCUUUCCUCCCACAGGGCGUCCUCGAAGGCCCAGCUUUCCUCGAUACGCAGGCUUGUCUUUGCGCCUACAGGCAAUCGCCUGUCUCGGACAGCGAUGCCGCAGCAUGGGAGUGUAUAGGAAACCAGACAAAUGGCAUCGACGUAUAUACAGGCGGCAAAUGGUUCAGACCAACACACAGCGCGAGCAUAUCCGAUGACGCAGACGAGAACCUUGGCCCAAUAUGGGACGCGUCUAACCCGCCCGACAUCAGUGCGCCGUUGAUCUACGACGAUGGACAGGACGACCUUGUCGCCAUUGACGAAUCAAGACUGAGCCCGUAUGAUGCUGCCUGUACUGGUCUGAAUCACACAAGAUUCUCCACAAGCUUUUAUCGAGCGGUCCAGCAGCAAGCCAACAAUGAGACAAUGGUAGAUGCUGCACCCUGCUACAGGGGCCCGUACGCUGUGCCUAUGCAAAUCAUGGACUUGGAGAAGUGGCAGCAGGGCGGCUGUAAUGAGGGCUUUUUAUGCGAGAAUAACACAGUCAACUCAUUACCACAAUACUGCCCACCCCCUGACGUGUGCCAAAUGUCAAGAUCCGCAGGCAUGACCUGUCAAAUCGCGCACUCCAACACCGGCAUGGGACCAUUCGAGCCGGUUAUCUGCCAGGGUGGGUUUUAUUGUCCUGCAGGCGGAAAAGAGAAGUUGCAGUGCCCAUCCGGAAGUUACUGCCAGCCCGGUACGGCACAACCAACGCCGUGCGUGGCCGGCAGCGCCUGUCCCGCAGGCUCUGUGUCCCAGCGCUUCUACAUUCCGCUGGCGAUGUUAAUCAUCUUCGACGUGUGCCUGAUACUCGGAAUGGUCCUUCUCAACCUUCGAAAGCGAGUCAAGAAGGACACGAACGGCCAGAUUGAUAUCUCCCAAAGUGGCAAGCCGGGCAACGGCUUGCGCAGAAUAAUGACGGACCGAGUCGCCGCAUAUAAGAGCGUACGCCCGGAUGACCAUGCGCAAUGGGAUCAGGAGUCGUCGUCGCCCGUAUCAGAGCCAGAUACGCCCCGACGGGUGCCGACUGGGUUCGAGGCCGCGCUCGCCAUGGAGCAGGGCCAACGGAUCCAGGACAUGGCGGACCUGUCUCCUGAGCUAAAGUCCUUCGUCCAAUCAAUGCAGAAGGCCACUGAUGCCGCUCGGCUCGGCCUAUCGUUCCAGUACGCCGACUUGAGCUUCCAUCCUAAGGGUGUGUCGAGACCUAUCCUACAGAACGUCACGGGAUCCAUCGACAGGGGCUCCUUGACUGCAGUCAUGGGUGGAUCCGGGGCGGGCAAGUCGACGUUUGUGAAUGUGCUCAUGGGCAAAACCACCAACACUGGAGGUCUUGUGAUGGUCAACGACACGCCGAAUAAGAUGAAAAGGUUUAGAAAACAAGUGGGAAUGGUGCCACAAGACGAUAUAGUUCUUCCAGAGCUCACUGUCUAUGAGAACAUACUGCAUAGUGCCCAAGUCCGUCUCCCUCGCACUUGGGCCAACAAGGAUAUCCAGGCACACGUCGACAGUGUCAUCGACUGCCUCGAGCUAUCGCACGUUCGAAACUCCAGAGUGGGCACUGUCGGAAAGCCUGUGAUCAGUGGUGGGCAACGAAAGCGGGUCAGCAUAGGUAUGGAAUUGGCUGCGGCACCUAUGGCGAUAUUCCUGGACGAACCGACAUCUGGCCUCGAUGCCACUGCUGCGUCUUCUAUCAUGCGGACACUCAAAGCAAUUGCUCGAAUCGGCAUAUCGGUGAUCGUGAUCAUUCACCAACCACGCAUGGAGAUCUUCGAGAUGCUGGAUCAGCUCAUCCUGCUUGCAAACGGCCAGAUCCUAUACGAAGGUCCAGAGAACUAUGUGCAGCAAUACUUUGAGAAUUGCGGCUUCGCAUUCCCGCCGCAUGCGAACUCUGGUGAUGUCGUCACAGACAUUAUCACAGGCAAUGGACGUGCCUACAAAGCCCAAGGCGAGAUUAGCAAAGACUGGCUCAUCUCCAACUGGAUCGGCUCUCGACAACACGCGAAACUGAAGGAGCGGCACGCAUCAGCCGUAAGCUCCGUCUCAUCAGCUCAUGGCCGCCGGCUAUCCGUCACCCCAUCGUCAUUAAUGAGCUUGAGCCGCAGCAGCCUCCCACUCGACCACCAGUCCCUCCGUGAUCCCGCCAUGCUCGAGGCGCUGAAGAAGCGCGGCGCACCGCGCCUCAAGCAGACGUGGCUGUGCCUGCGUCGCGCGAUGGUUCAGCAGUGGCGUGACAAAACGUCGUUCUGGUUCGAGAUGAUACUCGCAUCGGUCGCAGCCGCCCUGCUCGGGUUGGCCCAAAACAGCAGGAACGGGGUCCUUUUUCGCGGCAUCUAUAAGGGCGAAUUCUCUAUUCUGUCGAACGCGGUCGACUUCAGCUCCGUCCCGCAGCUCUCGCUGCUCAUGGGCGUGGCCAUUGGCCUGAUCUCGGCGGCUCCGGGUGUGCGGGUGUUCAGCGAGGAGAUGCUCCUCCACCGUCGAGAGGCCGAGGCCGGGCACUCGCGCCUAGCGUAUUUCGUGGCAAAGGUGCUCUGUGUCCUUCCGCGCAUGCUGGUCGCGUGCUUGCACUUCUCCGCUAUCACGCUUAUCCUGUCCAAGCCCGUCCUUCCAUGGGGCAUCGCGUUCCUCGCCAACCUGGCGUACUUCUGGUGCGUGUACGGCAUGUCGGCUAUCAUCUCGAUGGUUGCUAAAAGGGAGGACGCGCCCCUCCUGGCGACCAUGGUGUCCCUGAUCGUCGGGAUCCUCUGCGGCGCGGCGCCGACCCUGAUGCAGGUGGCCAAGUGGCACAUGGUGUGGCUCUGGCGCAUGUCUCCCGGCGUCUGGCUUACGGAGCUGUACUUUGGCGAGCUCGUUCGGCCGUUCGGCUACCUUUACCAGACGGACAUGGCGGCGGGGGUGAUGGGGUUCAAGCUGGACGCAACGUGGCGGAACAUGGGCGUUCUGCUUGCCAUCGGGGUGGUGUAUCGGCUGAUAGCAUAUGCUGGGCUGUUCCUGGGCAAGAGGAUGAGGAUCUGA
Messenger RNA from Diaporthe amygdali, 3102 nucleotides. RefSeq lists its product as uncharacterized. Gene Ontology annotation, molecular function: ATP hydrolysis activity; ATP binding; ABC-type transporter activity. The transcript has 2 exons. Lineage: Eukaryota; Fungi; Ascomycota; Sordariomycetes; Diaporthales; Diaporthaceae. Bases 1 to 3102 code for a protein of 1033 amino acids. The record is from RefSeq and is a predicted model, not a curated record.